ACACUACAUAUUCUCUAUUAGGUUUUCCUUUUAAUUAUUCUUACUUUUUACUAUGAACUAAAUGGUAAAUAACAAUUAUUUUGAUUAAUACAGAACUAUGAACUCAUCAUCAGAGAAUAUUAUUAUCAACUCAUGUCAAUAUAUGCCUGUUUACCUGAUACAAAAUCCCAACUUUAAUCAGGUUAAAUCAUUUAUCUUACCGCAAAACAAUGAAAGCGCACAAAAUACCGCUACUAACAACUUGAAAAGUUUUUAUGAAAAUAGCGGCAAAAUAGCAAAUAACCUCGAUGAAAAUGUGGAGCAUAAGCCGAAGAUACUGAGAAAAGUUGACAGCAGCAUAUUCGGAAACAAUUUAAAACUAGCUAGUUUCCUUGUACCUAAGAAUGAUAAAAGUAAACAAUAUAAUAAACCAGUAAAUAAUGUCGUAUUGAAACCUGCUGUAGCUACUCAUAAGACAACAAAAAAUAUUGUUACUACCGUUACCAAAUUGGACCCAAAUAGAAAGAUUGUAAAGUUAAAAAAUAUCCCAAACAGUACUACGACCACAUUACAAACAAAGAAGUUGCCAAAGAUUAAACCAAAAGAAAACGGUCAAAACUUAAACAAACAUACUUCAGUACAAUUAAUAAAACUUGGAGAUUCAUACCACAGUCUCAACGAGUUAAAUGACGAUCAGAAGAAAAUAGUGAACCAUGCUUUGAAGAUAUUCAGCAAGCCUGAGAACACACCAAAGGAACCUGCUUAUGAUCCAGUGACUAAUACACGAUAUAUAUACAAAGUGUUAUCACCAAAAGACUUGACUCUAGUUGGUAAGAAAAACUUAUUAUUUACACAAAAGAAAACAGACACAAAAAAAGAAAUAAUUAAAAAGGAAAUUGAAGAAGAUGUAUUGAAAAAGAAGAUUGAAAAGAAGGAAUUAAAACCUAUUUUUAGUCAGGAAGUUUGUGAUGAACCAACUGUUGUUCAACCAGUCAUUUUAGAGACAAAAGUGACAAGAAGUGGUAGAAAGGUAAAACUUCCAAAGCACCAUUCACCCGAGGAAGAGACUCCGCACAAGCCAAGGAAAAAGAACGGAACCAUUGUUUCUUGUUUCCAAUGCUCCUCAGAAUUCAGUAGCUUGUAUCGUCUUCAGAGGCACUAUGAGAACCAUCCGACACAUAUACCAGCAAAAGUCCACUCUAAUCUGUUCCACUGUCUAUUGGCUAUCAUCAAAAGUGGUUCAGAAGAAGACCGAGCUAACAUCUUCAUACAACAGCUGGAGCAGUUGAUUGCAAAGUUCAAAUCACUUCUGCCGUGUUUGUUGAAGAAAGUAGAUGGAAAUGAAGGCAAAUUGUGCAAUAUUAAUGAUGAUAUUGGCAGACUAUUUGGUAUGAACCCUGGAAAAUACAAUCUAAAUAUGGAUGCAUUGAGUUGUGUAAAAGACAAAGAGGGACAUUGUAGACAUAAUCCCGCAAAGACCAAUCAGUUCAACUCGGAAUUAGGCAAUCCAUCACAGAUUUGGACAAAUAAAAAUGAAGAACAAUGUAAUAAUGAGAGCAAAGUCGAUGAUUGUGCACGAAUAAACUCAGUUGUGAAAUGGCCUACGGUAUCUAAAAGAAAUUGGAAACAAAAAUCGCAAAAUACAAAUGCAAAGAAAAUAAAAAUAGAAUCGGAAUGUGAAUCUGCUAUUGAAAUAAAAAUGGAUGAUCUUAUAACAUUUACAGAAAACGUCACAGAAUUACAACCAACUAAUAUACCUUGUAUACCAAAUAAUUUAAAUAAUGAACCUAUAGUUAAUAAAAAUCUUAAAAAUGUAAACGAACCAGGAAAAAAAUCCUCUCAUGUUCAAUUUCACAGCGCACAUUUCGACAUUCGAUCAUCACCUAUAAAACAAUCAUCGACUGUUUUCUGCAAAUUCCAAAUUGAUCCGGAAAAAAUUCCAAAGUAUGAAGUGCAAGUGAUAAAACCGCUCGGAAUAGAAAGUAAAUUAAAUGAAAUACAAUCAAGUGAAACUCUAAAUACAAAUAUAAGUACAAUAUUUAAUGAUUGUAUAGAUAUACCAACAAAAACAGUUAGUGAUAAUAAUUUAGAUUUUGUGAACAAAGACUGGACUAUAGAUGUUACGAAUGAACAAAGUGAAAAUGAGAUGAAAUCAAAUACAUUAAUUGAACCAGCUUUAUUGCAUAUGAUAGAUGAUAAUUUAAGUAAAAAUUGUAUAAAUGAGGAAAAUGAAAAUGAUUGGGAAAAUAACCAUGAGAAUCAAAACCAGUCAGUAUUAAAUUUUUUAGAAUCUUUAGACAACGACUGUCUAUCGUAUCCUACGACUGAAAUAAGGAACAAUGCGGCUGAUUUCCAACUGGACCUUUAUUAA
Papilio machaon (common yellow swallowtail) is the source of this 2350-nucleotide messenger RNA. RefSeq lists its product as uncharacterized. The record is from RefSeq and is a predicted model, not a curated record. The transcript has 8 exons. The coding region runs from base 98 to 2350 and encodes 750 amino acids. NCBI's taxonomy places the organism in Eukaryota, Metazoa, Arthropoda, Insecta, Lepidoptera, Papilionidae.